Molecule: messenger RNA, 984 nt
Organism: Trifolium pratense (red clover)
Lineage: Eukaryota; Viridiplantae; Streptophyta; Magnoliopsida; Fabales; Fabaceae
Exons: 3
Coding region: 145-984 (279 amino acids)
Source: RefSeq, a predicted model, not a curated record
UAUUAACCGAAGUUGUCUUACAUAUGAACAAUUUCAGUAAGUUCGUUUUAUUUUGAAAAACAAACCACAAAACUCCUCUCUUCCUUUCUUCUACACAUUUGCGGCCAACUUCAACAUCCAACUUCAAAUCACAUUUCAUCAAAUAUGGAAGAAAAUCUACCUAGGGGUAGGCAUGGAAAGGCAAUCAAUGCACAUGCUUCCGCUCGUAGAGAGCUUGCUGCAAAUCAUCCGUCCAAACGAGGUCGUCGCAAAGGACCAACUCCGGGGCAAGGUACACAUGAUGCCGAGGCGGGUGGGUCGCAUACACGUGGACGGACACGUCUAGGACAAUCAUUGGUGGUGCAAGAUGAAUUUGAUGCCGACCAAUUUUUAAAUGCGUGUUUUGAUUAUGAUGAUCUUGGAUCACCACAAGUCUCACCACAAGUCUCACCGCAACACUCACCGCAAGAUGAACCGCAAGACCCACCGCAACAACCACCCCGACAACAACGGCGCAAACCAGUACGCCGAAAACCACCAAAGUGUUCACGUAAUGAUGAUGAAGUAGGUUUUGGAGGAGGACCGACGGAUUUGUCCUUGUUAACGGAGUACGAUAAGCAUAUGGCUAUUCCGAUAUGGUAUGCAGACCCAAAUGACAAAGAGAUUUUAGCGGUAAAUUUACGUUGCAUCGCCAGCGGAAAAAAAGUUAUUAAUAUACAAAAACCGUCCCGCCGCACGGACAGGUGGUUUUGGGAUGUGGUUGAAGCAUCGGGUUUGGAGCCGCUUACCCGGACUAAUUUUAGCGUGCUUGACUACGGGCUCCUCUGGGCAUUUGUUGAAAGAUGGCAUACGGAGACGAGUUCAUUCCACAUUCCAUUGGGUGAGCUGGCCAUCACAUUGGACGAUGUCCAGUGUCUGUUGCAUAUUCCGAUCGAGGGAAAGUUUCUGAACCAUGGCAAAAUGUCAAGGGAUGAAGCGGGCCUGACAUGGUUAAUUCAUUUCUAG